This is a messenger RNA of Phalacrocorax carbo (great cormorant), 1849 nucleotides long. Lineage: Eukaryota; Metazoa; Chordata; Aves; Suliformes; Phalacrocoracidae. The record is from RefSeq and is a predicted model, not a curated record.
CAGCUUGCCUCCCGUCUCCCGCGGCCGCACAAGGCGGGGUGCGCAGGGGCCCGGCUCCUCAGUCCGCCCCGCGCAGGGGAGCGGGCUCGGAGCGGCGGAGCGAGGCGGGGGCUCCGCGCCCGGUGUGAGGGGGCUGCCUCGCCCCGCGGGCAGAUCCCCGGCCGGCGAGGGGGCCGGAGGAGGCGGGCAGCCCUCCCCUCCCUCCCUCCUCCCGCCCCGUCGCGCCGGAGCCCGGCGGCGCUGCGGCCGGGGGGGUGCCGCUUUCCCGGCCGCCGAGCAAGCCGCGGGCGCUCCGCCGCGCUCCCGGAGCUCCCGGGGCCAUGGGGCUGCCCGCCGCCGGGCUCAUCGGCUGCUGCUGCCUGCUGCCCCUCGUCCUCCCCGCAGCCCCGGGAGUGAACUGUAAAACUGGCUGCCACCCAGAAAAUGGAUUUUGUGAAUUUCCCAGUGAAUGCAGGUGUCAACCUGGUUGGCAGGGUGCUCUUUGUAAUGAGUGUGUUCCUUUCCCUGGGUGUUUGCAUGGCAGCUGUGCCAAGCCCUGGCAGUGCAUCUGUGAGGAGGGCUGGAUUGGCAGCCUCUGUGACAUAGAUAUUCACCCGUGUUCUACAAAGCCCUGCAGCAAUAACUCAACAUGCAUAGAGACGGGCGAUGGAGGAUAUAUUUGUCUGUGUGCCCAGGGAUUUACAGGAAAAAACUGUCAUCUCAAAAAAGGACCCUGCAUUAUUAAUGGCUCUCCCUGCCAGAAUGGAGGAACAUGCAUUGAUGACAAUGGUUUUGCUCCACAUGCUUCCUGUCUGUGCCCUUCUGGUUUUGCUGGCAACUUCUGCGAAAUAGAUAGAGAUGACUGUGAAUCCAACCCGUGUGAAAAUGGAGGAACAUGUACAGAUAUUGGUGUGGGUUUCAGCUGUUUUUGUCCCCAUGGUUAUACAGGAAAACUCUGCAACAGCCGUGUCAUAUUUUGCGCAAGUGACCCAUGUGAGAAUGGAGGGACAUGCAGUGAACAUCCCCAGGGAGGAUUCGAAUGCAUCUGUAAAUCUGAAUUUGUUGGUGUGACCUGCAAACACCCCAGCAAAAACACAAGCCUCGCUGGAAUGAAUACAGAGGCAAAGCAUAUGCAGAAUUACAAGCUACCCCCAAAAGCUCAUCACAGAUCAGUUCAUCAUCAACAAGAAAUCCUGAAAAUAACAAUGAAAGAAACAAUCCAAAAUACAGAUCCCUUGCUCAGUAGAAGCCAGGUGAUAUGUUUUGUUGUACUGGGCUUGCUUACAUGCCUUGUUGUCUUGGGUACAACCGGGAUUGUGUUUUUUUCAAAAUGUGAAACGUGGCUUGCUAAUGCCAAAUAUAGUCAUCUCCUACGCAAGAAAAAGAACUUUUUUCUAAAAUCUAACAAUGGGGAAAACCUCUCAGUCAAUAUUAUCUUCCCAGAGAAGAUCAAAUUGACUAAUUACACUAAGAACUAUACUGCCAUCUAGGCCCUUGAAAGCCAAGCAGCAACUUGCAACUUUCCAUAGCAAUAUGUAAAAUAUAUUGAACUUAUUGCCUGUGAUUGGCCUCAGUAUUUGUGGGUACAUUUGCUUGUGCUGAGUGAUAAUGAAGAAAUAUAAUGUAUCUGUAUUGCUAAGGAUGUUUUCAUUCCCAAAAACAAAAAUUAAGAAAAAUAAAAAUGAUUAAAAAGCAGGGGAUAGUAAUUUUAUUUCUUUUCAAGGCAGCUAUUUUUUGUAAAAUAAAAGGUAAUUUACCACUGGAACUGUAUUGCAGCUUUCUUGUCUUGUGCAUAAAUUAUUUGGCAAAUACGGUACCUGUAAAUUACUCAGUAAUGCUUUCUUUUUUAAUAAACAGCAAUUAAGGGCUA